AGAGAGAGGCGGAGAUAAAGUAAUAAAUACAAAUAGGCCUAUUAUUAAUUAGGUCAAUGUAUAAUUGUUUCAAUUGUUUCGCUUUUAGUUGUCUGGCAAACAUUUAUGAUGUAGCAAAACCGGAAGAAAAACAAAUAGCGGAAGAGGUCUACCAGACUGAUCUUUUGACAUCGCUGUAGAGUUUAUCAAACCCCGAAUUGGUUAGAGAGGACUGUUUCAGCAUACCCUCGGUGCAUUGACAACACAACUUUCAUGAAAGAGGUUUAACUUCACUGCAGAGGGAUUCCGAUGGAAGGCUUUCACAUUACCGUAAGAACAUCCGCUCUACCACUUGCUGGUUCCUACAGCAUUUUGCAUGUUUCCUUGAUCAGCACCCAGGGCAAGAUUGUAUCCGAUGUCCUAGACCAUGCGGAAAGCCACCUGUUACCUGGUUCGGCUUUCACAAUCUUAGUUGGAGGAAGUCAUGAUGUGGACCAGGUGGCUCUGGUCCGCUUACGCCUGGAGGUCCGGCCUGGAUUUCCCGACCUGGACUGGCAUUGCCAGUGUGUUGAGGUAAAUCAUGGUCCUCGAGUUCAAGUCUUCCCCUGCCACAGGUGGCUGCAGGCGGCUGAUGGUGAUGUUGAACUCCGCAGUGAGGAUGUUUGUAUGGUGAAUAGGGAAAAAGUAGAUGUCCUUAAGGAGCACAGGACACGAGAGCUGAGCACAAAACAGCAGCACAUUAGGUGGCAUACCUUUGCCGACGGAGUACCCCGCUGUGUGGAUAUGCAGACUCUGAAACCCCUUGGACCAAACCUGAGUUCCACACGUCAGAGUCCAGGCACUAAUUUGCACUAUCUAAGGGGGUUUACGGAACGGAAAGAUCCAUGGGGAAGCUUCAAAGAGAUUGAACAGUUUUUCAUGCAGAAUGGAAGUGGAAAUUCUGUUGCCAUGUAUGUUUGGUCCCACUGGAGAGAAGAUGCCUUCUUUGGAUAUCAAUGCCUGAAUGGCUGUAAUCCCCUUCUGGUCCGACAGAUCCACAGCAUCCCCUGCAUCCUGUCAGUCACCCCAGAGUUAGUCCAGCCCUUCCUCCCUGAGGGAUCUUCUCUGGAGCUGGAGCUGGAGAGAGGGAAAGUGUUUCUGCUGGAUUAUGAAGUUCUGGAAGGUGUGCCACCAAAUGUCAUCAAUGGGAAACAGCAGCAAUUGGCCACUCCUCUGUGUCUUCUGCAUGCUUCUGCAGAUGGAAAUCUAAAACCCAUUGCCAUUCAGCUCCAACAGAAGCCCAGCUCAGAAAACCCAGUGUUCCUGCCAUCUGACCCUCAACCGGAUUGGUUGCUGGCCAAAAUGUGGACUCGCUGCGCAGACUUCCAGUGUCACCAGCUCAUCUCCCAUUUCCUUCGCACUCAUCUACUGGGAGAGGUGUGCUGUGUCGCCACCCUGAGGCAGCUACCAGAAGUGCAUCCUAUUCAUAUGCUUCUGAUGCCACAUGUUAGGAGUUGUCUCCAAAUCAACAUUCAAGCCCGGGCCUCCCUACUGGCCCCUAACGGGGUAUUUGAUCGGUCCAUAGGUUGUGGCCUGAACGCAAUCCCAGUUCUACUGGCACAUGCCACGGCUAGGCUGCGUUAUCACACUCUGUGUGUUCCAGAGGACCUGAAGGCAAGAGGAGUGGAAACUCUGCCAAACUACUACUAUGCCCAAGAUGCACUGAAAUUGUGGAACGCUCUUCACAGGUUUGCUACAAGGUGGGUGGAUUUAUAUUACCAUAGCAACACUGAGGUCGAAGAGGACAGUGAGUUGCAGAGCUGGAUCAUGGAAAUUUUCACAGAGGGCUUUCUGGGGAACACAGAAUCCGGAAUGCCACAGUCAUUUGAGAGCAAAGAGGAGCUGAGCAAGUUCAUCACCAUGGUGAUCUUCAGCUGCUCAGCCCUGCACGCUGCCGUUAACUUCUCUCAAUUCGACUUCAACCUGUGGAUGCCAAACUGUCCGGCCUCCAUGUCCAGGUCACCUCCUCAGUCUAAAGGCUCAGUAAAGGAGGAGGACCUGGUGACCUUCCUGCCAGAUGUCAACGCCACCUGCAGCGUCCUCACCACCCUCGCCCUGCUCUCAGAGCCAGGUGUCAACUUUGUGCCCUUGUGUCAGUACAAUGAGCCUUACUUCAGCAAUGACGCCCACUGCAGGCUGGUUGAAGAGGUGCAGAAGGAACUGAGCACAAUAGGGGCUGAAAUCUCAGAGAGAAACAGCAAGAUGGAGCUUCCCUACAGUUAUCUCUCUCCUGAUCGCAUUGAGAACAGUGUGUCAAUCUAAAGCAAGAUUAGAUAGGAAGAUUUUAUUUCUGCACACAUAGCUUAGCAUCAGAGGGCCCUUACACUUUACAGCUUUCUUUCUGUACUUCAUGUCAAACAAUUCCGAUACCUUCCAUGUUGUUACUCAUCUGUCCUUGCUGACCAGUGGCCCUACCAACAGUGCAUUCAACCACCUGGCAUAAAUAUUUACUUAUGUAGGGAUCUUUUUUUUUUAAACGAGCUCUCUUUCUAAAGGAAUACAGUGUGUUGCCAAACUGCGCUAUUAGUCACAAGUAAUUUUUUAUUUAUUUGCAUUUCAUUGGUCAGUAAAAAGCAAACCCUUUAACUUUACAUAAAUAUGUUCAACUUCUGCAUAUGCUAGUACAGACCGCAGUACAAGAAGAGAACACCACCAGCAGAGGCAGUGAUAUUUAUUAGAAAGGAGGUUUUCUGAAAGCAGUACAGGUAAUACAGUAGAUAAUAUUUAAGAUGUUUUUGCAAAUGUUUUGUCUCAUAGAUAUAGCCAUUAGUAGAAAGUUAAUGUAGUCAUACAAGUCAUUUAUUUACAAAGACACUUGCGUGUACAAGAAUGAAAUACUGGUACAUUAUUCUUAAGAGCCACAGAAAAAGCACUGGCAUAAUAAUAUACCAUUACCCAUGCCUUGUUUUAGAAAACGGUUCAUAUCAUUGCUUUGACCAUAAACAGCAGAAGAAGAAAAGGAGUUGUUGUUUUCUUGAAGUGAAGAAAGGCAGCACUGUCUCCUAGAUUCUUUUUUGUACACAAAUAAAAAGGCUUCAUAAAACAAAA
Molecule: messenger RNA, 3066 nt
Organism: Clupea harengus (Atlantic herring)
Lineage: Eukaryota; Metazoa; Chordata; Actinopteri; Clupeiformes; Clupeidae
Product: polyunsaturated fatty acid lipoxygenase ALOX15B
Biological process (GO): lipid oxidation
Molecular function (GO): oxidoreductase activity, acting on single donors with incorporation of molecular oxygen, incorporation of two atoms of oxygen; protein binding; iron ion binding
Source: RefSeq, a predicted model, not a curated record